AUGAUACGUCUUCAAGGAGGUGAUUAUUCUAAUCAAGGACGUGUGGAGGUCUAUUGUAAUGGACAAUGGGGAACAAUAUGUGAUGAUGGAUUUAGUUCUACUGAUUCUCAAACUAUCUGUAAACAAUUAGGAUAUAACUAUUACUAUAAUUAUGAUCAUCUCAAUAUACAACAGAUAUACCCCAGUACAUAUAUGGUACCAGGUCAAGUACUACCUCAACAAUUUCCACAACAAUAUAUGACCCCACAGCAACCUUUAUAUGUACAACAACCUCAGCAGAUGAACCUACAGUCAAAUGGAUCCACUACCACACAAGAUAUUGAUUCUUCAGUUUCCCAGGAGCCAGUAACAAUUCAAGAUACUCCUACUCAGAACCCACCACCCCAAAGUGCUAUUGCUAGAAGUGAUGCUUACUUUGGUCAGGGGAGUGGCUCAAUAUUAUUAGAUGAGGUUCAAUGUACUGGUAAUGAAGCCUCCAUCUUCUCUUGUUCUCAUAACGGUAUUGGAUACCACGAUUGUAGUCAUAGUGAGGAUGCUGGAGUUGUUUGUCUUAAAGGUGCUAUUGCUAGAAGUGAUGCUUACUUUGGUCAGGGGAGUGGCUCAAUAUUAUUAGAUGAGGUUCAAUGUACUGGAAGUUGUACUAAUGGUGAUAUUCGUCUAAUUGGUGGUCCUAAUAGUACAUCUGGUCGUGUAGAAGUAUGUGCUCAUAGUCAGUGGGGUACAGUAUGUGAUGAUAGCUGGGAUAAUAAUGAUGCUAAAGUUGUAUGUAGAAUGUUGAACUAUCCUAGUUCUGAUGCUAUUGCUAGAGGUAGUGCUUACUAUGGUCAGGGGAAUGGCUCAGUAAUACUAGAUAAUGUUCAAUGUACUGGUAAUGAAGUGUCCAUCUUCUCUUGUUCUCAUAACAGUAUUGGAUACCAUGAUUGUAGUCAUAGUGAUGAUGCUGGAGUUGUUUGUCAUAAAGAAUACAUAUGUACUUAUGGUGAUGUUCGUCUAGUUGGUGGUCCUAAUAGAACAUCUGGUCGUGUAGAAGUGUGUGCUAAUAAUCCGUGGGGUACAGUAUGUGAUGAUUACUGGGAUAAUAAUAAUGCUAAAGUUGUAUGUAGAAUGUUGAACUAUUCUAGUUAUCGUACUAUUGCUAGAGGUAGUGCUUACUUUGGUCAGGGGAGUGGCUCAAUAUUAUUAGACAAUGUUCAAUGUACUGGUAAUGAAGAAUCCAUCUUCUCUUGUUAUCAUAACAGUAUUGGGUCACAUGAUUGUAGCCAUAGUGAUGAUGCUGGAGUUUGAAUUUGUACUUAUGGUGAUGUUCGUCUAGUUGGUGGUCCUAAUAGUACAUCUGGUCGUGUAGAAGUGUGUGCUAAUAAUCAGUGGGGUACAGUAUGUGAUGAUUACUGGGAUAAUAAUGAUGCUAAAGUUGUAUGUAGAAUGUUGAACUAUCCUAGUUCUGCAAUUUGUACUUAUGGUGAUGUUCGUCUAGUUGGUGGUCCUAAUAGUACAUCUGGUCGUGUAGAAGUGUGUGCUAAUAAUCAAUGGGGUACAGUAUGUGAUGAUAGCUGGGAUAAUAAUGAUGCUAAAGUUGUAUGUAGAAUGUUGAACUAUUCUAGUUAUGCAAUUUGUACUUAUGGUGAUGUUCGUCUAGUUGGUGGUCCUAAUAGUACAUCUGGUCGUGUAGAAGUGUGUGCUAAUAAUCAGUGGGGUACAGUAUGUGAUGAUUACUGGGAUAAUAAUGAUGCUAAAGUUGUAUGUAGAAUGUUGAACUAUUCUAGUUAUGGUAAAGGUAAUGCUUACUUUGGUCAGGGGAGUGGCUCAAUAUUAUUAGAUAAUGUUCAAUGUACUGGUAAUGAAUACUUCAUCUUCGCUUGUUCUCAUAACUAUAUUGGGUCACAUGAUUGUAGUCAUAGUGAUGAUGCUGGAGUUGUUUGUUUUGAAACAAUUUGUACUUAUGGUGAUGUUCGUCUAGUUGGUGGUCCUAAUAGUACAUCUGGUCGUGUAGAGGUGUGUGCUAAUAAUCAAUGGGGUACAGUAUGUGAUGAUUACUGGGAUAAUAAUGAUGCUAAAGUUGUAUGUAGAAUGUUGAAAUAUUCUAGUUCUGUUGCUAUUGCUAGAGGUAAUGCUUACUUUGGUCAGGGGAGUGGCUCUAUAUUAUUAGAUAAUGUUCAAUGUACUGGUAAUGAAGUCUCCAUCUUCUCUUGCUCUCAUAACAGUAUUGGGUCACAUGAUUGUAGUCAUAGAGAUGAUGCUGGAGUUGUUUGUCUUAAAUGUCGUCUAGUUGGUGGUCCUAAUAGAACAUCUGGUCGUGUAGAAGUGUGUGCUAAUAAUCAGUGGGGUACAGUAUGUGAUGAUUACUGGGAUAAUAAUAAUGCUAAAGUUGUAUGUAGAAUGUUGAACUAUUCUAGUUAUCGUACUAUUGCUAGAGGUAGUGCUUACUUUGGUCAGGGGAGUGGCUCAAUAUUAUUAGACAAUGUUCAAUGUACUGGUAAUGAAGAAUCCAUCUUCUCUUGUUAUCAUAACAGUAUUGGGUCACAUGAUUGUAGCCAUAGUGAUGAUGCUGGAGUUGUUUGUCUUGAAAGAAUUUGUACUUAUGGUGAUGUUCGUCUAGUUGGUGGUCCUAAUAGUACAUCUGGUCGUGUAGAAGUGUGUGCUAAUAAUCAGUGGGGUACAGUAUGUGAUGAUUACUGGGAUAAUAAUGAUGCUAAAGUUGUAUGUAGAAUGUUGAACUAUCCUAGUUCUGGUGCUAUUACUAGAGGAAAUGCUUACUUUGGUCAGGGAAGUGGCUCAAUAUUAUUAGAUAAUGUUCACUGUACUGGUAAUGAAGUGUCAAUCUUCUCUUGUUCUCAUAACUAUAUUGGGUCACAUAAUUGUAGUCAUAGUGAUGAUGCUGGAGUUGUUUGUCUUGAAGCUGCUGUUGUUAUUAAAAAACAUCACAAGAGUCGUAUCCAAACCUCAUAUAGGCAACAAAUUGAGCUCAGAUCUGCUGGAACCAUUCAACCCAAUACAGCAUCACAUCCUUUAGCACAGCAACCACCACCUUCAUAUCCACAGCAACCACCACCUUCAUAUUCAGAGCAACCACCACCUUCAUAUUCAGAGCAACCACCACCUUCAUAUUCAGAGCAACCACCAGCUGCAUACCUUGUAACUCCUUCAAGUUGUACUACUGGUGUUGUUAGACUGGUAGGUAGUACCUAUACAUAUCAAGGAAGAGUAGAAAUAUGUGUUAACAAUACAUGGGGUACUGUAUGUGACAAUGGCUUUGACAGUAGUGAUGCUAGAGUUGUAUGUCGACAACUACUAGGAUAUUCAUCAGCUUAUGCGUAUUAUGACAGUGCCUAUUUUGGACAAGGGACUGGUCCAAUAUGGCUGGAUAUUCUUGUUGACUCUGGAUCUGAGUUAACAUUACUACAAUGUUCUCAUAGAGGAAUAGGUAGUCAUAAUUGUGAUCAUAGUAAAGAUUUGGUGUUCAAAUACCACAUUGGUCGUGUAGAAGUGUGUACUAAUAAUCAUUGGGGUACAGUAUGUGAUGAUUACUGGGAUAAUAAUGAUGCUAAAGUUGUAUGUAGAAUGUUAAACUAUCCUAGUUCUGGUGCUAUUGCUAGAGGUAGUGCUUACUAUGGUCAGGGGAGUGGCUCAAUAUUAUUAGAUAAUAUUGAAUGUACUGGUAAUGCAUCCAUCUUCUCUUGUACUCUUGGUGGUCCUAAUAGCACAUCUGGUCGUGUAGAAGUGUGUGCUAAUAAUCAUUGGGGUACAGUAUGUGAUAAUUACUGGGAUAGUAAUGAUGCUAAAGUUGUAUGUAGAAUGUUGAACUAUUCUAGUGCUAUUGCUAGAGGUAGUGCUUACUUUGGUCAGGGAAAUGGCUCAAUAUUAUUAGAUUAUGUUCAAUGUAGUGAAGUGUGUGCUAAUAAUCAGUGGGGUGGUACAGUGUGUGAUGAUUACUGGGAUGAUAAUGAUGCUAAAGUUGUAUGUAGAAUGUUGAAACUAUCCUCUUCAGGUGCUAUUGCUAAAGGUUAUGCUUACUUUGGUCAGGGGAGGGGCUCAAUAUUAUUAGAUGAGGUUCAAUGUACUGGUAAUGAAGUGUCCAUCUUCUCUUGUUCUCAUAACAGUAUUGGAUACCAUGAUUGUAGUCAUAUUGGUGGUCCUAAUAGUACAUCAGGUCGUGUAGAAGUGUGUGCUAAUAAUCAGUGGGGUACAGUAUGUGAUGAUUACUGGGAUAAUAAUGAUGCUAAAGUUGUAUGUAGAAUGUUGAACUAUUCUACUUCUGGUGCUAUUGCAAAAAGAAGUGCCUACUUUGGUCAGGGAAAUGGUUCAAUAUUAUUAGAUAAUGUUCGAUGUACUGGUAAUGAAACAUCCAUCUUCUCUUGUCCUCAAAACAUUAUUGGAAAACCCACUACCUUCAUAUCCAAGGAACCACCACCCUCUUAUCUGCAGCAGUUCCCAGCUUCAAAUCCUCUCCCAUCACCUGCAGAUAACACUGUCUAUCCAGAUCAAGACACAAAUAUGGAAGAAGAGACACUGAGACGUCCUCCUCCUCCAAGUUACGCUAAUCUUUAUAAUGAUUAA
This is a messenger RNA of Gigantopelta aegis, 4554 nucleotides long. Its product is annotated as deleted in malignant brain tumors 1 protein-like. The record is from RefSeq and is a predicted model, not a curated record. NCBI's taxonomy places the organism in Eukaryota, Metazoa, Mollusca, Gastropoda, Neomphalida, Peltospiridae. Gene Ontology annotation, cellular component: membrane.